AUGGGGUAUUUUGUUCCGCAUACUAGCCUCGAAAACUUGAAGGCAUACAAUUAUCAGAGUGAUGAUCGCUCAAUUGUAUCCUAUUAUUUGUUGAAACCAUUUUGGAGAAAGUUUUCGCAAAUCUUCCCUCUAUGGAUGGCCCCAAAUGUAGUCACUUUAUCUGGUUUCGGCUUCAUUAUUAUCAAUGUGCUCACUGUCUUGUAUUAUGAUCCUGGAUUGAACAAGGAAUCGCCACGUUGGACUUACUUCUCGUAUGCGGUAGGUUUAUUUUUGUACCAAACGUUUGAUGCUUGUGACGGGAUGCAUGCCCGGAGAACUGGUCAAUCGGGCCCUUUGGGUGAACUAUUCGAUCAUUGUAUUGACUCGCUAAAUACUACUCUCUCCCUUAUCCCAUUUUGCUCAACUACCGGUAUUGGUUAUUCUUAUUUGUUUAUCCUCAGUCAAUUUGCAGUCCUGUGGAACUUUUACCUGAGUACUUGGGAAGAGUACCACACGCAUAUGCUCUUCCUCAGUGAGUUUUCUGGCCCAGUUGAAGGUAUAUUACUAAUUUGUUCCAGUUUCAUCUUGGCUGGUAUCUUUGGUCCACAGACUGUCUGGCACACAGAGAUUGCCAACUUUUAUAUGGGCGCAUACAAUAUCAAGUUCGAAACUCUGGACCUAAUGAUUGCCUUCUCAGCAAGCGGUUUAUUCUUUAACGUCAUCUCCGCCAGAAGAAAUGUCAUUAACUAUUACAAGAAGGAAGACAAGCAAACCUACCAGAAGAAGCAAUCAGCAGCAAUGUUGGGACUUGCUCCAUUCUACGUUUACUACGCUACAGUUUUCCUUGUUAUCAUCAUUGAGCCUAAAUUCAUCAGUUUGCCCUUCAUUCUGUCCAUUGGGCUUACAAUGGCAUUCGUGGUUGGUCGAAUCAUUAUAGCUCAUUUGACCAAGCAAAAAUUCCCAAUAGAUAAUCCCCCAAUGGUCAUCCCCUUUUUCCAGAUCGUGCUCCACACAAUUGCAACUCGCUUCCUCGGAUAUGACAAUGAUGAGGUCGUCAAAGCUUUAGUGUGGAUGGGUUUCGGUCUUUCAAGCGGUAUCCAUCUGAUGUUUAUCAAUGAUAUCAUUUACGAUUUUACAGCGUAUUUGGACAUCUACGCAUUGUCCAUCAAGCAUCCCAAGCAUGCUUAA
Messenger RNA from Torulaspora delbrueckii, 1167 nucleotides. RefSeq names its product diacylglycerol cholinephosphotransferase (gene CPT1). Gene Ontology annotation, molecular function: phosphotransferase activity, for other substituted phosphate groups. The transcript has 2 exons. Gene Ontology annotation, cellular component: membrane. NCBI's taxonomy places the organism in Eukaryota, Fungi, Ascomycota, Saccharomycetes, Saccharomycetales, Saccharomycetaceae. The record is from RefSeq and is a predicted model, not a curated record. Gene Ontology annotation, biological process: phospholipid biosynthetic process. Bases 1 to 1167 code for a protein of 388 amino acids.